UCCCUGAAUGCGUCAUUACCUUCUGCGUCAGAUUCAUCAUGGCGGCGCCCCGCAUCACUGACGGAGUGGAGGCUGAAAGCACUGAAACCGGCUCAACACAGCCAAAUUCCUCCUCUGGAGACUUCAAAAGACCUCAAUUCGGGACACGAUUCCUAACAGACCCCCGUCAGGUUUUCCAACACAACGCAUGGGACAAUGUGGAGUGGACCGAGGAACAGGAAAAAGCUGCAAAGAAGAAAGUUUCAGAAAACAAUCAUCCUUUGCCUCCAGAGAAACAAGAGGAAUACGACAAUCGGGCAAAUGAAUACUGGAAUGAAUUCUACACGAUACACGAGAAUCGUUUCUUCAAAGACCGUCACUGGCUCUUCACAGAGUUUCCAGAGCUGGCCCCUCAGUGUAAUACAAACCAUGAAUCUCAUCCAGACACUUCGAGUUCUGACAUCAACCAGCAGAAUGGAUGCGAUAAAAAACAAAGCAGGGAUUUUGCGUCUUCGUCUGGCGACAACUGUGACUUUCCAGGCUCCUCUGCUACAUAUCGCAUCCUAGAGGUUGGUUGUGGUGUGGGGAAUACUGUUUUCCCAAUACUCAAGACAAACAAUGAUUCUGGACUUUUUGUUUACUGCUGUGAUUUCUCCAGCACCGCUGUGGAAUUGGUGAAGACUAAUCCAGAGUAUGACCUGAACCGCUGCUUUGCCUUUGUUCACGACUUGAGCGAUGCUGAGGCUAGUUUCCCUUUCCCUGAUGGAACUCUUGAUGUUAUCGUCUUGAUCUUUGUGCUAUCAGCCCUGCAUCCAGACAAGAUGCAGGCCUCCAUCAGUAGAUUAGCACGUCUCCUGAAGCCAGGUGGAGUGAUGCUGCUCAGGGACUAUGGGCGCUAUGAUAUGGCACAGCUGCGCUUCAAGAAGGGUAGAUGUCUCUCAGAAAAUUUUUAUGUCAGAGGGGAUGGAACACGAGUGUAUUUCUUUACACAGGAUGAGCUUCAUGAGCUGUUCACCGCAGCUGGGCUUGAAAAAGUGCAGAACCUUGUGGACAGGCGUCUCCAGGUGAACAGAGGGAAACAGCUCACCAUGUACAGGGUUUGGAUCCAGUGCAAGUACUGCAAGGCUUCAUGAGACACGAGGAAGAUUCCCACCCAAAGUGACAAAGAUUGUGGGGUUUUUCCACAAGACAAGACAAGAGCAAUCGGAUGUUGAAAGAUUUUUUUAUUUUUUCUUACUGGGUGCCAUAAUAUUUUUGGACCUUUUUUUUUUUUUUUUUUUUUUGCACAUUAAUUUGGAGAACAAGUCUCAAUGGCCAUAUAUAUGACUUUUCUGCUAAUGAAUUGUGUAAUCUGAAAUAAGGACUUAUAGCCCCUUUAAAUGACUAUUUUCUGUAGGAUAUUGGGUUUUAAUCCACAGGUUUUCAAAAUAAAUGAUUUUUAUGAC
Molecule: messenger RNA, 1424 nt
Organism: Cyprinodon tularosa
Lineage: Eukaryota; Metazoa; Chordata; Actinopteri; Cyprinodontiformes; Cyprinodontidae
Gene: mettl2a
Product: methyltransferase like 2A
Exons: 9
Coding region: 39-1112 (357 amino acids)
Molecular function (GO): tRNA (cytidine-N3)-methyltransferase activity
Source: RefSeq, a predicted model, not a curated record